CGGGUGUCGAUGCGGAAGUGGCGCAGUGCUCGUUUACCCCCAGCUGUGUUUUGUCGGUGUUCGUGUCCAGUCGUUUCCACUCCUCUGCAGUCGGAGCUGUCGUCGCGUUUCCGAUGGGAGCUCACGGGCUUCUGGGGAACCAGCCGGACUCCAUAGACUACUCGGUGCACGAAGCCUGGAACGAGGCCACAAACGUCUACCUGCUGGUCAUCCUGGUCAGCUUCGGCCUGCUCAUCUACGCCAGAAAAAACAAGAGGAAGAUCAUGCGGAUCUUCGCGCUGCCUCCCACCGCCGGCAGCAGCCCGGAGCCUAACUUCUACGACAGCCUGCAGAAGGUGCGGCUGCGGCAGCAGCUUGAGAUGUACUCUCUGGCUAGGAAGUUUGAGCAGCAGCAGCAGCCGGACAGUGUGCAGCUCUCCAUGGAAUGAGGAACAGAGGUUUCGGCCCCUUCCCGCGAGUUCUGGACACAGAUGGAGGUGGGCUUGGACUCCUGUCCGAAUCAGAGGUGGUGCGCGCCGUCGGGGGCAGACAGCUGGAUGGAUGACUAGACAUUAGCAGAGAUUGAAGGUGUGCUGCAUUUCUUCAGCCUGCAGCAGGGAGAGCGCCAAUAAAUGAAGGAGAGCGCAGAGGAUUUAACGGACGUGAAUGUUUUGUUUAUCGUUGAUGUUCGCACACAUUUAAACCAGUGGUUGUUAAGGAAGGGGAAAGUGGAAGUGUGUUGUUUAUUCAUGCAUAAAUCCCAGAUCAUGAUGCUGAUGUGACGUCGGAGGAUGAGCUCAAAGUCGUAAUGGGAGCGUUCACCGUCGAACGUGUUUGGUGACCCAACAGUGGACUGUCCUGGAGAGAUUCUCCACAUCUGCAUUUCAUUUUGAGACUUUUGGUUGUAAAGACAUUGUUCAUAUACACCAGGGGUGUCAAACUCCAGUCCUAACGGGCCAGUGUCCUGUAACUUUUAGAUGUUCCCCUGCUGCACCACCACUGAAUAGAAUAAGUCACUAUGGUUGUGGAGAUCUGAUCUACACAAGGAGGAGGUAAUCAAGUGAUUUCAUUUCAGUGUUUUGUACCUGUGGCACAUCUAAAAACUGCAGGACACCUGUGAUAUACACAGUCCCUAAAAAUGUGCUCAUCAGUCUCCCUACGAUAUAUUUGAGAUGGUGUGGACUCAAGUUUUAGAACAUUAAAGCUGUGAAGACAUUAAAUAUUACUCUGAUGUA
Molecule: messenger RNA, 1214 nt
Organism: Poeciliopsis prolifica (blackstripe livebearer)
Lineage: Eukaryota; Metazoa; Chordata; Actinopteri; Cyprinodontiformes; Poeciliidae
Gene: smim19
Product: small integral membrane protein 19
Exons: 3
Coding region: 114-428 (104 amino acids)
Source: RefSeq, a predicted model, not a curated record